Acyrthosiphon pisum (pea aphid) is the source of this 898-nucleotide messenger RNA. RefSeq lists its product as uncharacterized. Bases 80 to 898 code for a protein of 272 amino acids. Lineage: Eukaryota; Metazoa; Arthropoda; Insecta; Hemiptera; Aphididae. The transcript is spliced from 4 exons. The record is from RefSeq and is a predicted model, not a curated record.
UGAAGUAGCACCUUCUGAAAAUACUACUGCUCACGCUUCAACGGAACCAGCACCAGUAUCAUCACUGAUUAUACCAGUGAUGAUGACCUCCUCUCAAAACAGACGGCCACCAAACCAAAUGAGUUCAACAAUGUCUCAAGGCAGCGGUUUGGGUAAUUUUGAACAACCACCGUUUUUAUUCCGUGCAAGCAGUGCGACACCAGUAAUUGGUAAUACCGUCUCAUACCCCAAUGUUGUAACUAUUAGUCAACGUAUAUCAACUAUGUACAAUCCAACGACAAAUGGCAAUGUAAUGUCACAUUUAAGUCAAAUGAGACAAUUUUACAAUCAACAUUCUAACAAUAAUCAAGCCCAACAUCGACAGUUGCAGCUACAACAGAUACGACAGCAACAACAAAUAAUUACCACUCCUCAUACUCAGCAGGCAUAUAGUGGCCAAUCUGUAGAUGGUCGUUUAGCCUUCAUACAACAGCGCAACGCAUUGAGGAAUGCUAGGUCUGUUACAGUUGCUCCGUCCAUAGAAACCAUUGACUUAUUGUCCCCACCAUCCAGCCCUGUUCCUCCAACUGUGCAGGAGAAUCCACUUCGUCCUAAUAUCGCAUGGGGAUUGACGAGAAUACCGGAACGGAUGAGGGCACGUGACACAUCUAAUAAUGAUGCAUACGAGAGUCAAAUGGCAACACUUCGACGGGAAAUACAACACCAAUCUGCAGGUGGUCACUUCGGAGCCACUUCCACUUCUAUCCACACCGCCAUCGGUGGUUGGUACUCGACCGCGGCCGUCAGGAACAUUGGCCCAGUGCAAACACUGUACUCGCAUCACUCUCCGUAUCCAAUACUACUGCAAAACACCUACCAGAGCCAAAGAAACUGGCCUCCACCCCCGCCAUACAUGUAA